GUAGGGGAGCUCGCCUUUCCUGCCUCACUCGCAGCUGCCGGGUAUUUAGGAGAGAGUCUCCCGCCUCCGGACCGGCGUGCAAACCUCUGAUCCUGGAGCCGCUCGGCCGCUGGGAACCGUCCCCUUGGGUCGUCGCCCGGGCCGCCCGCCGUUCCCCGGCCCCGAGGGACCCGGCUGGCAGCGGCGUGGGGAGAGAUCAGCAUGAGCCAAGGGGUCCGCCGGGCAGGCGCUGGGCAGGGGGCAGCGGCCGCGGUGCAGCUACUGGUCACCCUGAGCUUCCUCCGGAGCGUCGUCGAGGCGCAGGUCACUGGAGUUCUGGAUGAUUGCUUGUGUGAUAUUGACAGCAUCGAUAACUUCAAUACCUACAAAAUCUUCCCCAAAAUAAAAAAAUUGCAAGAGAGGGACUAUUUUCGUUAUUACAAGGUUAAUCUGAAGCGACCUUGUCCUUUCUGGGCAGAAGAUGGCCACUGUUCAAUAAAAGACUGUCAUGUGGAGCCCUGUCCAGAGAGUAAAAUUCCGGUUGGAAUAAAAGCUGGGCAUUCUAAUAAGUACUUGAAAAUGGCAAACAAUACCAAAGAAUUAGAAGAUUGUGAGCAAGCUAAUAAACUGGGAGCAAUUAACAGCACAUUAAGUAAUCAAAGCAAAGAAGCUUUCAUUGACUGGGCAAGAUAUGAUGAUUCACGGGAUCACUUUUGUGAACUUGAUGAUGAGAGAUCUCCAGCCGCUCAGUAUGUAGACCUGUUGCUGAACCCAGAGCGUUACACUGGCUAUAAAGGGACCUCUGCAUGGAGAGUGUGGAACAGCAUCUAUGAAGAGAACUGUUUCAAGCCUCGAUCUGUUUAUCGUCCUUUAAAUCCUCUGGCACCUAGCCGAGGCGAAGAUGAUGGAGAAUCAUUCUACACAUGGCUAGAAGGUUUGUGUCUGGAGAAAAGAGUCUUCUAUAAGCUCAUAUCAGGACUUCAUGCUAGCAUCAAUUUACAUCUAUGCGCAAAUUAUCUUUUGGAAGAAACCUGGGGUAAGCCCAGUUGGGGACCUAAUAUUAAAGAGUUCAAACGCCGCUUUGACCCCGUGGAAACCAAGGGAGAAGGUCCGAGAAGGCUCAAGAAUCUUUACUUUUUAUACUUGAUUGAGCUUCGAGCUUUGUCAAAGGUGGCUCCAUAUUUUGAGCGCUCAAUUGUCGAUCUUUACACUGGAAAUGCAGAAGAAGAUGCUGACACAAAAACUCUUCUACUGAAUAUCUUUCAAGAUACAAAGUCCUUUCCCAUGCACUUUGAUGAGAAAUCCAUGUUUGCAGGUGACAAAAAAGGGGCCAAGUCACUAAAGGAGGAAUUCCGAUUACAUUUCAAGAAUAUCUCCCGUAUAAUGGACUGUGUUGGUUGUGACAAAUGCAGAUUAUGGGGAAAAUUACAGACUCAGGGUUUAGGAACUGCCCUGAAGAUAUUAUUCUCUGAAAAAGAAAUCCAAAAGCUUCCAGAGAAUAGUCCAUCUAAAGGCUUCCAGCUCACCCGACAGGAAAUAGUUGCUCUUUUAAAUGCUUUUGGAAGGCUUUCUACAAGUAUAAGAGACUUACAGAAUUUUAAAGUCUUAUUACAACACAGUAGGUAAUAAAGGCUUUUAUGUGUCUAACUAGAGACAUAAAGUGACUGUGGAAAGCCUUUUAAUUGUGGACAUUCAGCAGAAAGAGACUAGUCUGACUUCAAGAAUUCUGAACUCUUAAAUAGAAAAUUUAAAUGCUCACUUGAAUAUUUAUGAUUCUUAAUAGUAUCAACUAGAGAUAUUUAUAAAUGAAGUAUAUACUUUUAAAACAUGUAAGUUAUACUAAUUCUGUGUUUAAUUUCAUGUGUUUUCAUGUGCUGAAAAUUCUAUUUUUUUUAGAAUUGGUUUUGUUUUUAUUCUAUUAUCCUUUAUUUCCAGUUGUCAAACUUUAGAUGACUAUGUCUGCAUUCUAAGAACACUGUUCACAGUCUGAUAUGGAAAAGGAGAACUAGGGAACAAAUGUUGCUUAGGGCUGGUGUCAGUGAUAAAAAAUUAUCAAUGCUUCUUAAUGUUUUUACUCUUGCCUCACUCUGUGUGUGUCACUUUCUAUAAUAUAAAGAAAUAUUAUAAUAUUUCUAGAAUCUGGAACUGUCACCAUGAUGAAUGGCCCUUUCAGUACAUAGUUACAGAAACUCCUUAAGAUUCCCCAGGACUUCAAUUUCACUGGAUUUUAGUUGCAGCUUUUAGUUGCUGUUAUUGUUGCUGUUUCCAGUCUAAAGGACCUGCUUUGAUAAAGGUGAACAAGACCUCUCCCCUAUGCUACCCAGCCAGAUUUCAUGUGUGUAAUGGGCUGGCCCAAGAGUGUUCUUUUACUUAGAACUCCUUUUGAUUUUGCUUUUCUUUGCCCCUAGAAAUUUUAGGGACAAAGACAUUUUGGAAAUUGUCAGUUACUUUUAGAAAGAAAACAUUGCAGAAAUAUUUAACAGAUUACUUCUUGGUAAAAUUUAAAUGGGAUUAUAUGAAUUUAUAAUGCCAACUGAAAAUAUUGUAUACACAAAAGUUGCUAUUUUCACUUAAAAGUAAGCAUUUUUAAAGGAUUUAUUUUAGAAUACAGUCUAUGCAAUCCUCAAACUCAGUGUGCUUUUCCCUGACAGAAUAUAUAAAAAGGUAGAUUAAGUCAACCCUCCUUUAAGCUUCCUCUCCCCUCACCUUUUCUUUUCACUGUACAUAAACGGUACUUUCUGUGUUUCGUAGCAACAGAGGACUCUCAAGUUCUAAACUGUCAUUUUCUAAAUCUGGGAUUUAAAAUCUUUAAACAAUAUUUAAAAUCUUGAUUUUUUUUAAAUGUCAGCAGAUACAAUUUGGAAAGUUGCAUCUGUGUAGAAGUAAUGUAGGUACAAGAUCUAGAGUUUUUCCUUAGACUCUUUAGUCUUUUCUGAAUUAAAGAAUAAGUGCUCUUAAAUCCAUAUUUUAUCCUGCCAAAGUCUGAAAUGUGUUCAUUGAUGAUUUGGUGACAUCUAAAACAUUGUAUUUAGCUGGCUUGGCUCACCCCUCUUAAAAAUACUUAGCCAUCUCUCGGUGGGAUGUGCCGGGGGUAUUAAGGUCUCAGAGUUAUUUAUUUUCUCACCUAAUUUCAAACCGUUAUAAACUUGGGGUUUUGUUACUGAUGGUGGUGAUAUUUUUUGUUAAGUUGUCUAAAAGGCUGACUUGAUUGGAGCCUCCUCUACUUUUUCUUGAGGGAUGCAAGUAUUGUAUGGUGGGCGGGGGGGCGGCCUUAAGGCAAACUGUCUAAAAAGUGACUAUCCAAUUAGUUUAGUAAAUUAGUAAGAAUUAUUCUUAGUAUUCAUUCAGUUUUAAGAUGUGAAAAAUUUGCACUUUGUUUAUUACUAUAAAUGUAAAGAACUUUUUGAUAGUGUUAUUUCACCCUUCCCUCAGUUAAAGGCUAUUAUUUAAACUGUUUAUUAGAGAAAAUCCUUGCUCAUGUCCAUUUAUUUAUUUCUGUACUGUGAUUUGUUUCAAGCUUAGGAAAACUAGUAUAUUAGAAUAUGUUCUAGGAAAUUAAAAGAUCUAGUUAGAGUAGAAAGUUCUUUUUAAGGUUCUUAACUAAUUUUUUUCACAACUAAGAAAAUAAAUGAACUCUUCUUAGGCUGAAAUUCAUUUUGAUUAACUUUAUUUUAUCAUAAAUUAGAUUGUAGGGGGCAGCCUACAUUUUUGUGUAUGUGUUUUAUUUCUUAAACGAUUGUGUGAGCCUGGUGACAUUUUAUGGUUCUUGUGAUAUAAACUGUUUUUCCAAUUCACAUCUUUUGUUGUGAAGUGAUAUUAUACUAGAGUACUGUCUGCAUUGUAAAAAUGCUUUGCUGGUGCUCUUGGCAUUUUGUCUUUAUCUCAUCACCUAAUUUAAAGCACUUGAUAAUAUAACUGACAGAAAUGAUUGUAACUGCUGAUGAAGUAAUGAAAAUGAAGAAAAGGAAACUAUUCCUUCCUUCAAUGGCAUAAGUUUAUUUUUUACUUAAGUGGCAUCUAUGUAAGUUAGACAAACUAUAUAUUAAAAUUGGUAAACUUUGAAUGUUUCUCCUGUUUUGAUUCUUAGAUGAUGAGGAGGAUCAGACAGAAUAGUAAUAGACUCCACAGUUUUAAAAUUUGAUAAGUCAAAACGUUUUGACAUUUUUGACAUUGUGAAUUAUUCGAUAUUUUUCUUCUCUGUAUGUGUAUGAAACUCUGUGCCUACUUCUGAACUUUGCCUGUGUGCCGCAAUUAAGAAAGGACACCUAUUUUGAUCUUCAUCAGCAUUGCCUUCAGCUGAAAAUUUGGGAACAGUUCACAGUAAACCUCUCAGUAGUUUGCAAACUGAGGUACCUGCAGAAACCACAGCUACUCACCAAAAUAUGCAGAUUAGGUACAUGGUAUCAUGGAAAUUAUUUGGUAAAAAAACAAAAAAACACAAAUCUUGUGUACUGUAUUUUAAGUAAUAUCUACAGGUGAAGCUUUGAUUUUUGAACAGAAUUCCAAAUAAUUUACUGUUGUACCUACCAUAAUCUAGAAAAUGUGAAUUAAAGUACAGGUUUCUGCAAUCUUUUCUGUCUUGUUUUUCCCCCUAUUUUAAGUGUUUCCUUUUAUGGCAUGAGGAAUUGAUUGUAACCUGCGGAGAAGGGAGAAGAUGUAUUUAUCAGUAGUCUGAGGUUGUUUCUUAUAAUGGCAAGCAUUGGCUGGCACUCUAUGAAGGGCUUUUACAUGCAUAGUUUGGGUUUAAAUAAAUACACCGUUGAUCUUCACAACAGCACUAGUAGGUAGGUACAAUUACUUCUCUGUUUUAUAAGUGAGAAGACUGAGGAUAAAAAAGGCUAAGUAACCUGUCUAUAAUCACAAAUUCUAGGUUGUGUAGCAAGAAUUUGAGACGAGAAAGACUGAUUCUAGAAACUUUGUGAUGUUUUGUAAGUUGGCCUUUUACCAUUCAGCUACAAAGUGGGAACUAUUAAAAGCAUUAUUUGAUUUGUAUUGAAUCAUAAAGCUUAUAAAAUAUGCUUAUUUUAUUUAAUUUUUUUGAAUAGGUAAUACAUUCACAUGGUUAAAAGAAACAAACAGUAGAAAAAGUUACUCAGUGAAUGUCUUCCUUCUAUCCUUGGCCCAGCUUCCUAGACUGCACACACAUCUCCCACCAUUAAUAACCUGCGUUCUUGGUUUCUUAGGUUUCCAUUCACACUGUUUUAGACAUGUACAAACAUAAACAAAUGGAAAGUCUUAUGUUUUUCUCUCAUUUUUACUCAAAAAUUGACAUCAUAUACAUAAUAUUUCAUUUUUUUCACCUAGUAUUUCUUGGCAGUCUUCACAUAUGACUAGUUUUCUCAUUUUUUAAGUAGAUGCUUGGUAGUCUAUUAUGUGAAUGUGCCAGUGUUGAAUUAACCAGUCCUCUAUUAAUGGGCAGUUCAGUUGUUUCCAGACCUUGUACAUACAUCAUUUCACAUUUAUAUAAAUAUUGUACCUGCAGAAUACAUUCCCAAAGAUAAGAAUUUUGGGGGCAAAGACUGUGUGCAUUUAUAAUUUUGAAAGAUACUGACAUAUUGUCUUUCAUAGGGGUAGUCAUCAAUUUACAUACCAUCUAAAAAAAUGUAUAUCAUUUUACAUACCAUCUAAAAUGUUAGCAAGUGCAUCUAAAAUGCACUUGCUAACCUGCAGCUUUACCAAUGGAUGUGUUAUUAAAAUGUUGGAUUCUGGCCAUUCUGAUAGAUGAAAAUAUAUAUCAAUGUGUAAAUUAUUUUAUUUUCCUUUUUUUUCCCUUAAAAGAGACAGGGUCCCACCUUAUCACCCAGGCUGGAGUGCAGUGGUAUGAUCAUAGUUCACCGUAGCCUCAAACUCGUGGGCUCAAGUGAUCCUCCAGCCUUAACCUCCUGAAUAGCCUGGAUUAUAGGUGCACAGCACACACCUGACUGCUCAGUAUGUACAUUUUUAUGAUGCCUAAGGUUGAUCACCUUUUAAUGUGUUUAGGAGCCAUUUGUAUUUCCUUUUGUGUUCCCAUAUUAUUUUGUUCCUAUCCAUUUUUCUACUAUAUCGUUGAUAUGUUAUUUGUUUAUUAGGGACAUGAACCCGUUGACAGUAAUGAGUUGCAAAUAUUUUCUUUCCAAUUUGUCAUCUGUCUUUUGCUUAUAAUGGUUUUGUCAUGAGUUUUAAAAAAAUUUUAUGUAGUCUGAAUUACCAAUUUUUUAGUGGUUCCUGGAUUUUGAGUCAUAAUUAGAAUGUUUUUCUCAAUCCAGAGCAAUAGAAUAAUUCACCUAAAUUCUACAUCUAAAUUUUGAACCUUUGAAGUACAUUCUGGCAUAAGAUGUAAGUUAUGGAUCUAACCUAAUUUUUUCCACAGGUGAUUAACCCAGUUGUUCCAAUAUUAUUUAUUGAACUGUUUGUUUUUUCCUGAUGAAUUUGAGAGGCUACACGGAUCUUAUCUUAGAAUCCUCAUACGUAUUUAGCUGUGUAUCUGCAUCUGUUUCUAUUUCACUGGUCUAUUUAGUCAUGCACUAGUACCACACUGCUUUCAUUACCCAGGCUGUAGUUUUACUCUAGUGCACUGGUUCUCCCUCAUUCUUCCCCACCACUUUUUUUUUUAAUACAGUUUUUCUAACUGUUCUUGUUUAUUUUUCCAUAUGAGCUUUAAAAAAUUCUUAACAUAUAGAGCAUACUAAAACUGUCCAACUCAAGUUCUCUCUCAAGGGUUGCACUUUUAACCACUUAUUUUAUCACUGUUCUUGUGAUACUUUUACCUGAUAAAGAUAUACUUUUUAUUACUUUUAAAUUAUUACAGUGUUCUAUUUGGCAGUGCCCAAACAGAUGACGGCAGAUAGAGGCAGGAGGCAAUGCCUGUGUGGACAGAAUGUCAUCUCAGUGCUUCUAUUUUAAGAUAGUCUCUAGGAAUGAUUUAAGGACUGUUCUCAUGUAAAAUCCCUUUCAUUUUUUAUUCCAUUACAAAUUAUUUGCCCAAAAGUUGGGUAUCUGUCAAAGAUUCAUAAGACAAGAGGGAGGAACCUUAAAAGAGCACUAAACUUGUAAAAUCAAUAUGUGGAUAAAAGUGCAAGUGCAAGAAGUUACUGUGG
Chlorocebus sabaeus (green monkey) is the source of this 7055-nucleotide messenger RNA. RefSeq names its product endoplasmic reticulum oxidoreductase 1 beta (gene ERO1B). The record is from RefSeq and is a predicted model, not a curated record. NCBI's taxonomy places the organism in Eukaryota, Metazoa, Chordata, Mammalia, Primates, Cercopithecidae. Gene Ontology annotation, cellular component: endoplasmic reticulum; endoplasmic reticulum membrane. Gene Ontology annotation, molecular function: FAD binding; thiol oxidase activity; protein-disulfide reductase activity. Gene Ontology annotation, biological process: protein folding in endoplasmic reticulum.